This is a messenger RNA of Colletotrichum orchidophilum, 2391 nucleotides long. RefSeq lists its product as uncharacterized. Gene Ontology annotation, molecular function: DNA-binding transcription factor activity, RNA polymerase II-specific; zinc ion binding. Gene Ontology annotation, biological process: regulation of DNA-templated transcription. The coding region runs from base 1 to 2391 and encodes 796 amino acids. NCBI's taxonomy places the organism in Eukaryota, Fungi, Ascomycota, Sordariomycetes, Glomerellales, Glomerellaceae. The record is from RefSeq and is a predicted model, not a curated record. The transcript is spliced from 6 exons.
AUGGAAAAUUCAGGAGCUCCAUGGCCCGAGCACUGUGACCCAUUAGUCUUUAACACCAGGACUUUGGACGAAGCUGGAUACAUUGUUUACUCGGCAAACUACGAUGCUGAACACAAAAACUUGACAACUCAGGUCCACUGGCCUUAUCCUAGCACUCUUGAAAAUCAGAACAGCCGGCCAGAUUUCCAUCAACCCAUCAAUGGACUCUACGACGCGGAGGGAACUUUCAGCUGGUCUGCAGCUCCAUACUCACUCGGUCGGGACUCCACGGGUGGGUUACUUCGACCAGCCAGCACUCUUCCGACGAGAGUCCCAUUGCCAAUCUACAACUGCUUCGUCCAACAAAACGAUGACAUUCAGCCUCAACCAAACCAGCCCACCAGCCGAGUGGUCUCGCUUCAUAAUCAACCUUUCAACCACAAUGGGCGGAUGAAUCACUGGGAGAUGCCCGACGAUCGCGUGCCAACUAUGGCGAACUUGCAAAUGCCGUCUCCGCCGCGCUCAACGACUCUUUCGUACGGUUCUGCUAGUCCGGAGGAUGUUGUUUCGCCUCAAGAAUGCCUUUUGCUCCAGCCCGGUUUCACGGCGUCAACCGAGGCUUCUCAGCUACCUCCGAUCAAACCGAGGCCUACUUUACGCGGUGUCGUGGGUCAUCAGCAACCUGAUAAUCAUCCUCUUCCUAGCCAGCAGUCUGUUGGCCGAAUUAACGUACAGCCUCCACGAACUCAGAAGCAAGACAGUGAUCAGUGCUUUACUCCCCCGACAAGCGAGUACAAUCCUCUUGGAACAUCGAAACAGCCAGUAACUGCCCAUCGAGUCAAGUCGCUUGCUCAAGUUUCGUCGAACCCUCCCGCCUACAAGAAACCAGCGCAAACUUCUACGGACAAAAUUCUUGAUGAGGAUAGUCGAGUGAUGGAGAUUGUUCCCCGGCCAAAGGAUAUCGAGUCACGAGUUUCUAGCCAAGCUCGAGAGCCGAAGUCGGGCAGUCGAAGAAAGCGGAUAUUGACUGACGAAGACCGCCGUGCUGUGGCAGACACUCGCAAGAUCGGCGCAUGUAUCCGAUGUCGUAUGCAGCGUCUGAAGUGCGAGGUUGAUACGGAAAACCGUGAAGGGCCUUGCUUGACUUGUGCGAAAGUCGACUUGAGCUCUUCAAAGGUCAUUCAUCGACAGCCGUGCAUACGAACCAAACUCGCCGAUGUCGUCCUCUACAAUCCCAACUGCGCUGGAGUCAAAACGGAACUGGGCCUUCCCGUCACAACGAGUGAUAUCGAGAAUUGGGCCGAAGAAGCUGAACACGAUGUUCAGCUUGUUGCGCGAGGACUUUGUUCUGUACCCAUGACCAUCCGAGUUCGCAGGUUUCACAGAGGCUCCAUGUCGACAGACCAAAUAAACUUUGUCUGGAUGAACGAGGAGACGGGUAAAGUCGAGGAGACGAGACUCGAACCGUACGCACUUGCCAGCGUCAGUUCGUCGAGGGAACAACUGGAGGCAUAUAUCGAGGCCAACGCGGUGAAAGGCUGGGAGGAGCAAGCCUACCGAGGUGAUACCGACCAGAUUAUUUCGAAGCACUACAAAGCUGCAUUGGAAUACUACAACAAACCCGAUCAACACCCAAUUGACCGACGUCUAUUGCUGAACUUGUUCAAAUUCUGCUUUGCUCAACGACUCUUGACACGCCCUUCUUGGAUCUAUGAUAAAGACCCGAAAAGUCAGAAUUGCCUAGGCAUGUCACCUGCUAAAGAAGAGUUUAACCCUCUGCUCAAUAGAAUCCCCACACCGCCAACGAUUACCUCGCAACUUCGUUCGAUGGCCCAUUUACGACUGCUCAAGCAUCAUGAACAUAUUCUCGAAGAUCUGGAGAAACUCUGUUGUAAGAAGAUUCGAACAUCCUUCUUCACAGUCUAUCUUGUCACGUUCGUAAUACUUCACGAACUUGCUGUUACAACGGAACACUACCGGCAAAGCCCAUUCCUCUGUCCUUCAAAAGAGAAAGAAAAUCAACAAGAAUCCUACCAACAAUAUCUCGAGGUUGCAGAGAAGAGCGCGAGUAUCCUUCUACUCCAUUGGCAAUACUACCGACGCGCGCCGGAACCAUACUGCGCUGCCGAUGGCUUCCUCGGAGACCAUGUUGCCCGUUGGUUUUGGACUGGUUUGGAGGAUAGUCACGAAGGCUUUUGCAGGCAAACGUGGAUGGAGAUGAGAAAACUGGCGGACGAAGGCUACUGUACCAAUCAGACAUCUCUUGGGAGCCCUUUUCAUUGGAUUUCUCAAAUGUUUGAUCGCGAUUGGAGCCCUAAAAGCAUAUGGGAUCGCGUAGAUACUAUCAUCGUCAAGCCAGAACCGCCAACGGAACCGGCCUUCAAGCCUCGGAAAGCGACGAAAUUACGAUGA